Metschnikowia bicuspidata var. bicuspidata NRRL YB-4993 is the source of this 2721-nucleotide messenger RNA. RefSeq names its product Sog2p (gene SOG2). The transcript has 2 exons. The coding region runs from base 1 to 2721 and encodes 906 amino acids. The record is from RefSeq and is a predicted model, not a curated record. NCBI's taxonomy places the organism in Eukaryota, Fungi, Ascomycota, Pichiomycetes, Serinales, Metschnikowiaceae. Gene Ontology annotation, molecular function: protein binding. Gene Ontology annotation, cellular component: extracellular matrix.
AUGUCCCGGCCCCCCAAGUCCAGCGAGGCGCUUGGAAUCGCCGAGGCGUUUCAUGCCCAGGCGGAAAAUAUCCGCCACAAGCGUUCCGUGCGCAUUUGCGUGGACGAUUUCGCCCCCACAUCGACCUUGGCGGAUAUCUGCGGCACGCUUUCCAUGAUCCUCGACCAGCACAGCCCGCCCAUCCAGCUCGAGCACAUCGGGCUUGCGGAAAACCAGCUCCAGCGGCUUCCCGCGGAGUUCUGGCUGCUCUGCAGCGCCAGCCUACGAACGCUCGACUUGCGCCUGAACCAGCUUUUCUCGGUGCCCGAAAACCUCGCGCUGCACUGCCCGAACUUGGAGAACUUGGACCUCCUGAACAACUGGAUCACGCAGGUGGAGCCGGCGCUGUUUUCCCCGCUCAGGAGCCUCCGGUUCUUGCUGCUCAGGGACAACCGCAUCACGCACGUGCCCCCUGCUUUGAGCGGCAUCAGCAGCCUCCAAACGCUCGUUGUUUCCGGCAACCCGCUCGCGGCGCCGAAUGCAGACGCAGAAAACACCACGCCCGCCCGAUCCAGAGAUCCGCGGGCGCUUGUGCUGCCCAGCAGCCCGCCCUGCGACCAGCGCACGGAGAUCACACUAGACCCCCAGGCGUCCGGCCAGCCGUGGCCCAUGUUUUCCCCCAUGCCCUCCAUCGAACGCACGCAGUCUCUCGUGGAUACGCGCACACGGUCGCUGAAGGCGUCGAGGCGCAUGGGGCUCAUCAUCAACAGCAAGCAGAUCACGCCCGACAAGAUCUCCUAUUCCUCGGCCGGCGACUCAGGCACACCCAGCAAGCCGCCGCGCAAGCUCCUGUUGCCCAGCAGAGAGAAUAGCGACUUGGGCGACGCCAGCCGCUUUUUGGCGCCGGAAACGCCGCCUUUGGCCGCGACUUUCACGUCCGCUCUCCACGCGGAAUCGCGGCCCGGCUCCAGGCCCGUCCUGUCUCCCAAAAUGGAGCCCGCUGGGCCAAGUGCAACGCCUGGCGUGCCAGGGGCCGUGCUCCAGAAGCCGGCGAAAGACCCGGAGCAUAGUCUGGACGGGCACGCAGAAUUAGACCCGGAGCCAGUGUCCUACUUCCGGCGCUUGUCUGUGUUGCAAGAAACGCCCAUGGACGGGACCGUGGUGGAAACGCCGCCGUCCAACAAUGCCAGCGAAGACACGGACUUGCUGAGGCAUCCGUCGGCAGCGAAGAACGAGGUGCCGGCUCCAAAGUUGCAUCCGCCCAAACGCAAAGUGUCGAGCGCCCAACAAAACCUGUACUUCGGGCUGCUACCCCCCAACGCCCCUGGCCUGGGACCAACGCACGGCACAAUGCACGAAAAGAGCGUGAUCGUGAAGGCCUCCCGCAAAAUCCUCUUUUCUUUCUCGGAGUUGCACCUUUCCAUCAAGCGCUUUGCCGGCUUCUGCGGCGACAAGAAGCUCUCGCUGAGAAUCGUGCGGCUUGUCCACUCGUCGAAGGAACACAUCGACGAUCUUGUCAGAGCCAUGGAGGCCAUGGAGGACGGCGAGGACAACCACAGCUCUGUGGUCGGCUCUCUCCACGCCUGCAUCGGCUCGUUCAAGACGAUCCUCACGGCAAUCAGCGAGAACUUCGCGGCACUCGUGGCCAAGAUCGACACGUGCUUUAUCCGCAUGGUGCUCCUCACGCUUUUCGGCUCGCUCCACGAGUUGCAGAACGCACACAGGCUCCUCACAAACACGGGCAACGCGCCUCGCCCGCUCCCUUCUCUCACCCGGAACGCGUCGUCUCUGAUGUCCAGCUUGGCCGACUCUAAAGUUAAACACAACCAAGCAGGGCCCACAUCAACAGGACACAGCUUGGAGGACCUUUCACUAGAAACGCCGUCGAUCGCUUCCGCCUCCGAGGCCGUGGCCACGUUGGAAGAGAUCGACGAGAGACUAUACCAGACUAUCAGUUCGGCCACGAUCAACGCGCAGGUCGUGUUCAGCGAGUUGACCAAAACCAUCAGCAAGAGCGCCAUGGCGUCGGCCACCACCGGCACGGGCGCGCCGCUCGGCUCGGCCGUGGCUGCGAAGUUCAAGGAGUUGACCCAGGUGUGCAUGACGUCCAUGGAAAUCACCAAGCGGCUCGUGGCAAAGCUCGCUGCGAUCCGCGACAGCCCCGACCCGGCGUCCCGCAGGUCUUUCUGGGACGACAUCAAUCUCUUUCUCAAGGCCGUGAUCCUGACGUUCUCGGCCGUGAAGGGCAUCAUGCGUGACGCGCCCAUUUUCAACGAGGUGCGCGGGUCCAUGGCAAACUUGACCAAGACUACCAAGGAGCUCACGAUCAUCCUAGAAGCCUCUUCGUACAAGGCCAUUUCGGAUGCGGUCGGCUCGCUGCCCAACAACAACACGUGGCACAUGAGCAACGGGCCGCCCGCAGGUGCCAACGGCACCUCGUCAAUGCUGCAAACUGCCGGGCCCAUGUCCGCGGUAUCAAUGCCGCUGGCAGCCGGGCCGAUGUCCGCGGUGCGUACGCCAUUGGUGGCCACAGUGGGGACCACUGCUGCGCAAGCACUCCUCCCCCAGCAAGACCCCCAGCAUGGCCCUGGCACGCCGAGCCAUGGCAAACAUAAUCUUCCCCCUUUGAACUUGCCCCCGCUGGUGACCACAGAGUCGUACAACGGUGGGCUCCACACUGCACCUGUACAGUCUAUGGAACAGUUCUACGCGAAAAACGUGAAUCCCUUCGACCGCAUAUAG